AUGGCACCAGGACCGGCCGAGAAGAAGGUCGAGAGGUCAUAUCUGAGCUCCGCUGUUGAUUCUUUUAAUCCUUGGGCUGCUAGUCGCAGCACAACUCCAACUCAAAAAACAAAGAUUGAGCAGGAAACGUCAACCGUUGCAACCUCAGCGAACCCUGAUGAUCAUAGCACAACCCACCUUUAUGGGCAAAGCCUUCGAACAUAUCCCUCAGGAUGCCCUCCUCUAAAAGUUCAGUGGUUUCAUGCCGUGGAUGUUCCCAAGCGGAAACCUCGCCUCAGCAAAUCCACACAGCCCGAAAAGCCUUCGACACAACCAAAGAAGUACAACCCGUUUUCUUCUUCAGAUUCCAAGGCUUUAGAAGCUGAGUAUCAGAAGCUUCUCGAGGAAGUAGAGGAGGCCCGGACUCGAGCACCUGGAGAUGUGCAGAUGGCCCCGAGAAAGCGCAAAGCCGAUGUUGAAGAUGACACCACAGACGGACUUAAAAACCGCGAACGCGGGCUGUCUGACUCGCAGUCAACUGGAGUCCGUGUUCCUGUGAAUGAAGACUUCUUAUUCGACGUAGACAUUGAAUUCCGGGAAUUGGCUCCUGUAUAUUGGCUUGGCCCAGUUUAUGAUGUACGCAGAGGGACAUGGUUUUACCACGAAGGCUCUAACUUGCGCCCUUGCGAAGAGAAUCUAGCCGCUCAGCUGGAGGAGGGCUACCUUAAGAUGAAGCCAUGGCUAUAUCCCACAAGAGACCGCAGUCCAUCAGGAGCUAGAAGGAACCUCACACCUAAAGCUUCGCAAGAGAACCUACAUGCAACAGCUAAGGGUGGAGUCGAGCAAACUGGUCAGACGCCAGUUGCUGAUGGCUCUGCAACUGAACCAUCUUCUCGUGGUCAACCUCAGCCCCAGUCAUACCGAUUAUUUGGAACAUACAUGAACAGUCUGGCCACAUACCAUGAUGCAAGCACUGCCUAUCUAAAUACGGAUGGUAUGCUUUCUUGGGUGACUUCUUCUAUGUAUCAAAGGUUCGCUGGUGGGAGUUACAUGAGCGGAGUGAGACUGGUUCGUGGCUAUUCAGAACCCAGCAAGAAUAAAGAAAAAGACACCGACAAAGACAAGAGGGAAGAGAAGCAACCCAACGCAGCUGACUUGGGUCUUCCACUGGACGAAAAACAACAAAAGAGUCUGAAGCGAAGAUCAGCUCCGCCCACUACUCGUGCUUCACAUGAAGACCUUGCUCAGAAUGGCAGCGACAAUACUCCGACCCAAGACCCUCGACGUGCAACACUUCAACGCCAGCUUUCUUCCCUUCUUGAGGGAGAAGGAAAGACAAAGGCCGAAAAGGAAGAAGACAUACGGCGACGUGAAGAGCAAGAGAUACAAGACGAUUACAAUGCACAGGCCGGCGAAACUCAAGGACGGGAAAUCGAGCAUCUGGUGCUUGUCACACAUGGUAUAGGCCAGCUCCUUAGUUUACGAAUGGAGAGUGUCAAUUUUGUUCACGAUGUCAACGUCCUCCGCAAGACACUCAAGUCAGUGUAUGCCAACUCAGCAGAUCUGAAAGCAUUGAACUCGGAACUUGGGGCUGGACCUGGUAACUGCAGGGUACAGGUGCUUCCCGUGUGCUGGAGACAUCUGCUAGACUUUCCCAAGAAACGUGAGAAGAAGGGAGAGCGUGACCUGGGAGACGUAGAUGAUGACGAGGAUGAGUGUGAAACAAUAGCGGCCAGACAUCGCAACACAUCAUCCGACAUCAAAGAUAUCGGGGAAAGUACGCAAGGAGAAUGUUUCCGAACCGCACCGCUUUCUUCAGGAGUAGAGCAGAUAUCCUCCUUGACUGGUCUUCCUAUGUCUGUCUCAUCACCAAAGGUUCAGCAGCUCUUUAACAUCUUCCACCCAUCUGAUCCAAUUAGUUACCGACUAGAGCCGCUGAUAUCUCCGACCAUGUCUACACUCAAGCCCCAAAUGUUGCCAUACACGAAAAGAGGAAUAUUCGGCAAUGUCGCCCCGCAGGGAUUGACAGGAAUCGGAGCAAAAGUCGGACAGAGUGUUAGCGGACUGUGGUCAAGCCUUAGUGCGGGCAUCGCUAGUAACCUGCUCAAUCGAUCACUUGGUUUGAGUAACGAAGAGGUUGCACGGCUUACCGCCAGCGCUGAAGGCACAGGCAAAGAAACAGGAACCAAGACAGCAAACCGAGACGUACCAAAUGCUGCAGAGAAACGGGAAGUCACAGAUGCACGUAUGAAGAAGCUCGCGGACUCUGCGUCUGUGCCAGACUCCGGAGCUGGUGACCGUAACCCGACACUGAUCGACGAAGAAAUCGAAACCUUGUAUUCCAAUUUCCAGAAGAAUCGUACAGUGCCAAAUAAGGACCAGGAAACAACAGGAACAGGAACAGAAACAUCUGACGACGAUAAGAAGGCGCGCAAAAUGCGCAAGGAGGAAGCUAAAGUUCGAGCACUCAACCGUAACGGCCGAGUUGAUUAUAGCAUUCAAGAGAGCGUCCUGGAUUUCAAUCCCAUCAAUACCAUUGCAUCUCACAUGGCAUACUGGGCUGAUGAGGACGUAAACCAUUUCGUUCUCUCGCAGCUGCUAUCGAACAGGUCGAGUGUGAAGAGGAAUGCGACCGAGCCUCCAUCGAGGAACGAGGAAACUGGAAGUUAG
Fusarium musae is the source of this 2649-nucleotide messenger RNA. RefSeq lists its product as uncharacterized. Gene Ontology annotation, molecular function: metal ion binding; glycerophospholipase activity. The record is from RefSeq and is a predicted model, not a curated record. Bases 1 to 2649 code for a protein of 882 amino acids. The transcript has 7 exons. NCBI's taxonomy places the organism in Eukaryota, Fungi, Ascomycota, Sordariomycetes, Hypocreales, Nectriaceae. Gene Ontology annotation, cellular component: cytoplasm.